ACAGGCGCCUUAACGGCGUAUUCCUAGAUCUCUUUGCUCGAAAAUACGUCGUAUUGUGUUCAACUGAGGCUUACUUCCAGUUCACUGGAAAACAAUGAGGCGUAGUUCAAGUACUAGUCGCAUCAAUUGCAGGCAGUCCAUCCAACCUCUCAGGGUGCAUGAUACCAACAAGGCUGGACUCCAUACCCCGCAAACGCAAGACAGGAGAACAACUGUGGGAAAGCAGAGUGUAGGGAAAUAUGCACCAGGGACAUCAGAAAGGAAAACCAGCUUUUUUGGCAAAAGAAACAGUGGCCCUGGAAGCUUACGAAACAGUCAGUAUGGUGCAUUUGGAAGUAUGGAGAAGAUCAAAGAACCUAGACCACUUCAUGACAAAGCAUUCAUUCAGCAGUGCAUCCGUCAACUCUGUGAUUUUCUUAUAACAUAUGGAUAUGGACCUAGCGUCUCUGUGAAGUCACUCCAAACUCCAUCUGUUAAGGACUUUGUGAAAAUCUUCACAUUUAUUUAUGAAAUCCUUUGCCCUUCUUGUGAGCUUCAGAAGUUUGAAGAAGAGAUUCCAAGAAUUUUUAAAGAACUUGGGUAUCCCUUUGCAUUGUCAAAAAGUUCUAUGUACACAGUGGGAGCACCACAUACAUGGCCUCAGAUUGUAGCAGCAUUGGUCUGGCUGAUAGACUGUAUCAAGUUGUAUUUUUCUAUGAAAGAGAACCCACAGCCAUUUGAUGAAGGACAGUCUCUGGGAGAAACUGAUGAUGGAAUUGUACAUAACAAGCUCUUUUUAGACUAUACUACAAAAUGUUACGACCAUUUUAUGAGGGGAGGAGACACAUUUGAAGAAUUUGACGCUGAAGUACAUUCCAAAUUAAAGGAUCUUUUUAAUACACAUGAAAAUCGUAUAGAGGCACUGGAAAUGGAAGAAAGAAGGCUUAAUGAGGAGAUUGCAAGGCGUGAGAAGGAGCGAGAAAGUGAACCAGACCGUUUAGUGACUUUACAGAAACUGAAGUCAUCUUUACAAGCAGAUGUUAAGAAAUAUGAAGUUUAUAUGGAUAACCUGGAAUCACAUUCAAACAGUAUCAGUCAAAAAUCAAAAAAUAUUACUGAAGAAUGUGAGGCUGCUGCCAUGGAAAUUGAAGCACUGAAGCAGGAGAAUAGUAAUCUGAAGCUCAUCUGUGAUAAUCAGAAGUACUCCAUUGCAGAUAUUGAGAGAUUAAAUUGUGAAAUAGAGGAAUUGCAGCAGGCAGUCAAUAAGCUAACCAAGGAACUGGAGACCGAACAGCAUCAGCUGUGGAAUGAGGAAUUAAAAUAUGCUAGAGGAAAAGAAGCGAUUGAAACCAAAUUGGCAAAUUGCCAUAAACUGGCUCGGAAACUGAAACUAAUUCCUUUAAAUUCAGAGAAUUCUGCUGGUUUUGAUAUUAAAUUUAAUCUCGAUGCAGGAGCAAAUUGUCUGGCCAAGUACACAACUCAGAUUCGUGCUCACCUUGCACACCUUAUGAGCAAAACUGAAGAAGAAAUUGUUAAUGCUACAAAGAAAAAAAUGGCUUUAGAGGACGCUUCAGAACAAGUAAGCACAAUGGAAACAGAAAAAAAUGGCAAUCUCAAAAUACUAAGAGAAGAAGCCCAAAAACUGGAAGAUCUUUGUCAGCAGAAAAUGAAGGAAGUUGAGGAAAAAGAGGAGAAAGGUAACAAAGAGUUGGAAUUGUUGGAGAAACAUAAAUGUAUGCUUUCUGGUGGAGUCGAUGAAGGUGUCAGUGAAGCUAUGGAAGAGCUAUAUGAAUUGCAGUGCCGAUUUCAAGUGGUUAUGCAGACAACAUCGGAAGAGAGCAGGAAAGUGCACAAAAAUUUACAACAUCUUCUAGAACUAAUAUUUACUCAUCUUGAGUCUGUAGAGAAGUACCUGAUUGAACAGAAUGCAAACAUUGAUAGAGAAUUCCAUGAAUUUAUGUUGGAAGAUCCAUUGGCUAACUUGAGAGAAAUCCUAGACAGUUACAAAAAGAAGGCCAAUGCUUUGUAUGUCUCAAAGAAUGAAAAUGUUGCCUAUAUAUUGAAGUAAACAUUUCUUAUAUAUUUAACCUUGGUUUAUUUCCAUAAACAUCUUUAUAUUAUGUGUAUUUCAUAUGUGAGAAAUAUUUGAAAGUAAAAUAAAGAACCUCCUUAUGGCUGUUAAUAAAUCCAAAUAUAACUACUGUUUAAAAUCCAUGCCUGCCAGGUCAAUAUCUCAGUUUGAAUGAGGUAAUGUUUCAGUCACUUGGAGUUGUAACUAAUGUCAGUUUACCUUCUCGCUCAUUUAAAUAGGACUAGUACUUGAUAUAGCCCAUAGUGCCAUCUGUGUAUGGACAUGUGAAUGCAUGGAACUGGAUCAGGGCCAUGAUGGGCUUGAAAUUGGCAGACUGGACUUCUCACUUCACCCAAGUUUAGAAAACAGGCAUAUCAUAGUUUUACAUAUAAAGAAAGCUUAAGUACAGCA
Molecule: messenger RNA, 2461 nt
Organism: Varanus komodoensis (Komodo dragon)
Lineage: Eukaryota; Metazoa; Chordata; Lepidosauria; Squamata; Varanidae
Gene: NDC80
Product: NDC80 kinetochore complex component
Exons: 17
Coding region: 95-2047 (650 amino acids)
Biological process (GO): attachment of mitotic spindle microtubules to kinetochore
Cellular component (GO): Ndc80 complex
Source: RefSeq, a predicted model, not a curated record